AUGCUGCAUGGCAAGUGCGGCGGAAACCCGACUCUGCCCUGCAUGGAAAAGGACAAGUACGGUAACCCGAGGUGCAAGCGCCAGUUUCCUCGCGAAAAGAACCCCCAUACCCGCAUGCACCUUGAUGGCUACCCGUUGUAUCGCCUACGCUUUCGCCACGCCGUUAUUAAGGGGGGGGGGGGGGGGGGGGUCAUCUACAACGAUGGUGACUGCGUGCCGUACUCGCCUUAUCUCUCAGCCAGGUACAACGCGCAUAUCAACGUGGAGGCUGUGACAACAAUCGGCGCGAUCAAGAACCUCUUCAAGUCUGUGUACAAAGGUCCGGAUCGAGCUGUGGCGCGUGUUGAGCGUGCAGCGAACGGUGAAGGGGCUCGCGAGGAGGAACCGGUUCGACAUGAGAUUAGCGAGUUCGUCGAAGGUCGCUACAUCAGAGAUCGAGCUCGACUGCGCAAAGGAAAAAUGCAAAUCGUUGGUCGUCAGCCUGCCCCGAGCCGCCUCGAAGAGCGCGGGUCUCAAGUCAACGUCACGAGCACCUACUCUCACUCUGAGAAGGACAACACUGGCAAUCUUGUCGACGAGGAGCGUAAUCCCAUGUCCAACUUUUGGGUUGCGGUCUGCAUCAUCGCCUGA
This is a messenger RNA of Microbotryum saponariae, 630 nucleotides long. The record is from the annotation of a GenBank genome assembly. NCBI's taxonomy places the organism in Eukaryota, Fungi, Basidiomycota, Microbotryomycetes, Microbotryales, Microbotryaceae.